AUGGCAAAAACGUUGGCACAGGGUAGAAAACCCGGGAGCGGCAGGAAACCGGGGAAAGGAAAGACACUGCGAGAAGGUAGAAAGCCUGGAAGCGGUAGAAGACGGAGACUUGAUGAGCCAGAUAGGGCAGUACGAAGUAAGAGCCAGGAUGCAAUAUCGUCUAGGGACUUGGAAGCAGUGGAUGCGCUGCGGGAGCUGAACAACAGUCCGCCACAGCAACAGCUUCCGCAGCAGAAACUGCAAUAUCCGCAACAGCUGUCGAGAGAGGCUCCAGAUACGACUUCGGCGCAGGCAGUAUCGUUGGUGGCGCAAAAUCAGCAGCUUAGCAACGCAGCAGCCGGCGUUCCAGGCGCCUUCGCGUUCCAGAGCGUCGGACCUUACAUGGUUUCGCCGCAAUACAUGCAUACAGCGGCUGGCGUCUCGUCGCCGUUGUUAGUACCGCUGGCACGCGGCGGCUGCCCAGCUGAGUCGGCAACCGGGAGCAGCAGUGCGGUCCUGGAGAACAGCAGAGGCUCCAGCGGUGAUGACGCGACGGGUACGGUUCUUGUCCAUACUAGUACAUAG
Torulaspora globosa is the source of this 564-nucleotide messenger RNA. It is a transcript of the gene DAT1, whose product is annotated as Dat1p. The transcript has a single exon. The coding region runs from base 1 to 564 and encodes 187 amino acids. The record is from RefSeq and is a predicted model, not a curated record. Lineage: Eukaryota; Fungi; Ascomycota; Saccharomycetes; Saccharomycetales; Saccharomycetaceae.